AUGGCAUACAAUCUGAACUGUAUCAGGGCAACGAUUGGCUGCUUUGUCUUCAAUUUACUUGUUCUGCCAUUUAGUUCUGCAUUUCUUUGUGAAGAAUCCACUGAUUGUCAUGCUCUUCUUAAAUUCAAGCAGGGCCUGAGAAGCGAUCCCGAAGGUCAUCUGAAGACUUGGAACAAAGCCAAUCCCUUCUGCAACUGGACUGGAAUCACAUGCCACCCACAUCUCCGAGACCGAGUGAUAGGUCUUGAGCUCAUAGACAUGGUUUUGCAAGGAGGGAUAUCCCCAUUCAUAUCCAAUCUUUCUCUUCUUACCACCCUGUCUCUGCAAGGCAACAGAUUCUCUGGACAAAUUCCAUCUUCCUUGGGAGGACUUUCAGAGUUAGCAUUUCUCAAUAUAAGCGAAAAUAAGCUUGAAGGUGAGAUUCCUGGUUCUUUGCAUGGCUGCCAAAGCUUGAAAGAACUAGACUUGAAUGUCAACAAUCUUUCUGGGGUCAUUCCUGAGGAACUCAGCUGGCUGAAGAACUUAACAUACUUGGGUCUGUCUCUAAACAGACUCACUGGAGAGCUGCCGUCGUCGCUAUCAAACUUGACGGAAUUGACACAAAUAAAACUGGGUGUCAAUUAUUUUACUGGAAAGAUCCCACCACAGCUUGGAGCAUUAAGAAAGCUAGAGAUUCUGUACCUCCAUACGAACUAUCUUGAGGGACCAGUACCUGCAGCAAUUAGCAACUGCACCGCUUUACGUGAGAUUUCGCUGCUUGAGAAUCUAUUAAGUGGAGAAAUUCCUUUAGAGCUGGGUGCCAAACUCCAGAACUUGCAGAAAUUGUACAUGCUUGAUAACAAGCUUUCUGGUAGAAUUCCAGUGAUCCUCUCCAAUCUCUCUCAGCUCACACUGCUUGAUCUCAGUCUCAACAAUUUAGAGGGGGAAGUUCCUGCAGAGUUGGGAAUGUUAAAGAACCUUGAGAUUCUCUACUUUCAUUCCAACUACUACUUAGGUCGCGGCAGCUCUGGCAAUUCUUCCCUCAGUUUCUUAACAGCUCUCACAAACUGUUCGGUUCUAAAAAAGCUACACUUUGGUUCAUGCUCGUUCAAAGAUAAUAUACCGUCUUCUGUAGGUGGUCUUUCAAAAGACCUCUUUUACUUCAAUCUUUUCAAUAAUUCCAUUAUGGGAAGUAUACCAGACAGUAUUGGAAACUUAAGCAGCCUAGUAACCUUAAAGCUGUCAUACAACCUUUUGGAACGAAAAAUUCCACCAUCAUUUGGAAAGCUUGGGAAUUUGCAGAGGUUAUACUUGGAGAGAAACAGAAUUCUUGGGCCAAUUCCAGAUGAAUUGGGGAAGAUGUCUAGCCUUGGUCUACUGGAUCUUGGUAAAAAUUUGAUUGGUGGGUCUAUUCCACCUUCACUUGGUAACCUUUCACAGCUGAGAUAUCUUAACCUGUCUACGAACAGCCUAUCAGGAAAAUUUCCCAUUGAUCUUACUCGCUGUUCUCUUAUGAUGAUGCUCGAUUUAUCUUUCAACAGCUUACAAGGUUCUGUUCCUGAACAGAUUGGCCUUCUUUCAAACUUAGACUUCUCACUUAACCUUUCAAACAACCAUUUCGAAGGACAACUGCCAACAAGCAUUGGAAAGCUGGUGUCUCUGCAGGCAAUCGACUUUUCGAAGAAUAAAUUUGUUGGUGUCAUACCUGGCUUGAUUGGAAGUUGCAUUUCUUUGGUGUAUCUGAACCUGUCCAAAAACAUGCUUGAAGGCACAAUUCCAAGGUCUUUGAAAUCAAUCACUUAUCUUGAAGUUUUGGACAUGUCUCACAAUCGAUUAAAUGGCACUGUUCCAAUCUGGAUUGCUGAUGAACAUAUGAUCAAGAAUCUCAAUUUAUCUUAUAAUAAUCUAUCAGGUGAAGUUCCAUAUACUGGGAGGAUUACAUUUUUUAAUAAAAGCUCAUUCCUGGGUAAUGUGGGGUUGUGUGGUGGUUCUGCACAACUUGGUCUUCCUCCAUGUGAAGUUCAAAAGCAAAAAGGCAGGACAAAGAAUUGGGUAAUUUACUCUGUGGUUGCAGCAGUUGCAGUAAGCUGUGUGGUGGGUGCUGUCUUUGUUCAUAGGGAACUCGAAAUUGCAACACUCAAGUUCAAUGAGGCUAAUCUCCUGGGUAGAGGAACUUUUGGAUCAGUCUAUAAAGCAAUCAUUGAUAAUGGGGAAAGUACUGUGGCAGUUAAGGUCCUGCAUGAUGACAGCAAUCAAAGUUUCAAAAGCUUUAAGAGGGAAUGUCAAAUAUUGUCUGAAAUCAAGCACCGGAAUCUCGUUAGACUGGUAGGGUAUGCCUGGAACACAGGGUUCAAGGCUCUUGUCCUUGACUUUAUUGGCAAUGGGAACUUGGCACAACAUCUUUAUCCUGGUGGGCUAGAGGAAGGAGCUUGUGAGCUAACUUUAAGGGAAAGAAUCUCCAUAGCUAUUGAUAUUGCCAAUGGCUUGGAGUAUCUUCAAGAAGGCUGUCCAGUCCAAGUGAUACAUUGUGAUCUGAAACCAGAAAAUGUGCUUAUCAACACAAAUAUGGUGGCUCAGGUAGCAGAUUUUGGGAUUGGAAAGCUCAUUUCAGCUGACAAAAUGGAAGAACAUCUUAGCACAACGCGUUCUCUUCGAGGUUCGAUUGGUUAUAUUCCCCCAGAAUAUGGGCAGGGAGUUGAGGUAUCAGCUAAAGGGGAUGUGUAUAGCUUUGGUGUGGUUCUGCUCGAGAUGUUUACACGAAAAAGACCGACAAGUAAUGUGUUUUCGGAUGGGCUUGAUCUAAGGAAGUGGGUGGGUUCUGCAUUUCCAGACCAAAUUUGGGAUGUUGUUGACACCACACUGAAGCAGGAGGCGUGCUCAAAAGGCACAAGUGAUGCUUUAGAGAAGCUUGAGCAAUGCAGCAUUCAAUUGCUUGAGGUAGGGAUGAUUUGCACAGAAGAGAGUCCGCACAAACGACCCCUUAUGUCCUCUGUUGUGCCAAUGUUGAAAAAAUGUCUCGAAAGAAAAGGAAUUUGA
Prunus armeniaca (apricot) is the source of this 3015-nucleotide messenger RNA. Lineage: Eukaryota; Viridiplantae; Streptophyta; Magnoliopsida; Rosales; Rosaceae. The record is from the annotation of a GenBank genome assembly.